Messenger RNA from Lolium perenne, 2297 nucleotides. The record is from RefSeq and is a predicted model, not a curated record. NCBI's taxonomy places the organism in Eukaryota, Viridiplantae, Streptophyta, Magnoliopsida, Poales, Poaceae.
UGUAUUUGUACACCUUGUAACUUGUAUUUGUACACAACGUGUACGUCUAUAUAUAUUGAGAGCCGAACCCCAGCUAGGGGUGUCGAGCAGUUCCCAACACAUUGUCUUACAUGGUAUCAGAUUAGGUCACGAUAUGUCUUCCGCUGCCCCUACUUCCGCCGUCGCCGCGCGGGAUCCCGCCGCCGUCGCUCCUCCGCCGGCCUCUGCUCCCUCCUCGCCGUUCCUCGCAUCACGGCCUCUUGCGCCUCCCGCCUGGUGGCACGCCCGGUCUCCAGGGGCUGCGCCUCCGCAGCCCGCUCCGAUCGGCUCCUCCUCGUCCGCUCCUGCCGCCGCCGUCGCGGGGAAGGGCGAUCUGCCGCCGCCGGUCUCCGAUGGUGGUCCCACUGCUUCGACCGAUGCGGCCGCGCCUCCGCCAUCUGGUGGUUCCGCGCCGCCGCCCUACGGUGGCUCCGCACCGCCACCCUACGGUGGUUCUGCGCCGCCGCCCCACGGUGCUUAUGCGCCGCCGCCUUACGGCGGCUACUAUGGCGCUCCGACUGCACCGAUCUACGGUGCCCCGCUUGCGUCGGCUCACGGCGCCCCUGCGCCGUCCUACGGCGGUCCUCCGCUCUCUCCUUCGGCUUGGUCGGUGCCACCAUACGGUGCCCCGCCCUUGUCGUCCUACGGUGUUCCGCCUCAACCGACCUACGGCACCGCCCCGCCUCCGUCCGCCUACGGGGGCCCGUCCGCUGCUCCCCAAGGCGGGUAUCCGUCAUCGCCUUACGACGGCGCUCCGCACGCCUAUGGGCCUCCCUCGACGCAUGCCCCUGCACCGUCUAUGGGGACGGCCCCGCCGAUGAGCUUCUACCCUCCACCGCCGACGGCCCCGGUUGAUCACGCAUCUGCGCCGGCGCCGUUCUACUUUUCGCAUCUUGUGCCGGUGAAGCUCACGCCGGACAAUUAUCUGGCUUGGCGUGCUCAGAUUCUCCCGCUCCUCCGCAGUCGCUACUUGGAGGGCUAUGUCGAUGGGUCGCUGCCUUGCCCGCCUGUGUACCACCCAUCGUACCACGCCUGGGUGGCCCAGGAUCAGGCUAUCCUCUCGGGCAUCCAGUCCUCGCUCAUGCCGAGCGUGUCGUCGCUGGUUGUUUUUGCCGCUACAUCUCGUGAGGCUUGGGCGGCGCUCUACACCAGCUUCGCCUCCCAGUCUCAGGCCCGGGCUCAUGCCAUCCGCACCGAGCUGAGUGAGACCAAGCUCCGCGACCUCAGCAUCACGGACUACUUCAACAAGAUGUCCAGCCUCUCCGACACGUUGGCCUCCAUUGGCCAGCCCCUUCGCCCUGAGGAAUUCACCACUCAUGUCCUGAACGGCCUGGACGACGACUAUGACAACCUCGUGGAGAACGUCAAUGGUCGUGACACCCCGCUUCAGCCUCGAGAGCUCUACUCACGCCUCCUCGGUCGCGAACAGCGUGUCAAGGCCAAGCAUGCCUCUCCGCACUUCUCCUCCGCCAACGCUGUGACUCGCGGAAAAACUACCAAGGCGCCACCGUCCGGUGGCAAGACGGCGUCCGCCCCCCAGUCGGGGUCGCGCCCUGCUGCGCCUCCCACCACGGGGGCAAUCGUCCGCGAGCCUGCUGCCCCUCGUGUGGGGCACAGCAGGCGUGUCAGCUGUGUGGUCUUGAGGGGCAUAUUGCCUCCCGCUGUCAUCGACGCUUCAAGCAGGAUUUCCUCGGGAUUGGCAACAACGGCAAGGGCAAUGAUAAGCAGGCUGCUGCAGCGGUGUCUGGCGACGAGCAUGGGUAUACACCCUCAUAUCCUAUCGACCCUGCGUGGUACUGCGACACGGCAGCCACCAAUCAUCUGACAAGUGAAACUGCCAAGCUGUCCGUCCAGGAGCCCUACCGUGGUCAUGAUCAGGUUCGCACCGCCAAUGGAGCAGGAUCGGGACACGAGGGACGUGCUGCUUAGAGGCCGACUCCGCCACGGCCUAUAUGCGCUUGAUGCGCCCCAUGUGCUCACUUCGCCGCCUACUCCCUAGGUGUUCAGUGGCGUUCGCGUGUCGUCUUCGCAUUGGCAUGCGCGUCUUGGUCACCCUGCUGCCCCUAUAGUUCGGCAUGUUCUUCAUCGCCAUGAACUUCCAGUUGUGUCUAAUAAAAUAGCUGCCACCGUCUGUGAUGCCUGUCAGCAAGGCAAGAGUCAUCAGCUUCCGUUUUCAGAGUCGAGUCGUGUAGUGAAACAGCCUCUUGAGCUUGUGUUUUCUGAUGUAUGGGGGCCUGCCCAAACGUCUGUCAGUGGUCACAAUUAUUAUGUCAGUUUUA